AUGCUCUACGAACAGACAGGUGGUUGCCGUUCUCAAAAUAGAUACACGUGUUGCAACAAGGUGCUGGAGGCUGCGAUGAAAAGUGCAAUGAAAGGCAACGAUUUGUUGAAUAUUGCGGAUUCAAUUCAGAAGGACGCCGAGAAAUCAUUGGGCGGGAAAUUUGAGGCUGUUGUUGCUCUUGAUGACUUCGCAUACAAAAAUCACUUCAAGGAAGGCAGAUCAUGUAAAGUUGAAAAGGAUGGCCAGUACGCACUUGCUUGGCAGCCGUAG
Molecule: messenger RNA, 270 nt
Organism: Gongylonema pulchrum
Lineage: Eukaryota; Metazoa; Nematoda; Chromadorea; Rhabditida; Gongylonematidae
Source: the annotation of a GenBank genome assembly